This is a messenger RNA of Closterium sp. NIES-65, 3825 nucleotides long. The record is from the annotation of a GenBank genome assembly. Lineage: Eukaryota; Viridiplantae; Streptophyta; Zygnematophyceae; Desmidiales; Closteriaceae.
AUGGGUAACGGGCGUAAGGGCAACAAAGCAAAGAAGGGUGUUGACAUGGCUCAGGAGACAGACGUACCUGCCUUACCUCUGAAGGAGACUGCUGCUACCGGAAAGCCUCCAUUGUGUCCCGCUCCAGCGACAUUGGCAGGUCCCUUCGAAGCCUUCCAUGAGCAGCAGGGAGCUGUUGAUCAGGACGAUGAUGCUACCAGGGAAUGUACUGGCGACGGAAAACGACUCGCUGAGGGAGAUGCGCGUGAUGAGGGUGAUGCUACGGACACUGCUGAUGAUGACGCGCAAUCAACAGGGACCCCUGCGGAUGACGACGACGACGGUUACCUGAGUGACGACAGCGAUGAUCACCUAGAACCAGACUCUCUUAACAGCAUUAUUGCUCUGAAGCGCUUCUCACUAACCCUGUUGGUGCCGAUUGCCAGGAAAGCGGAGGUUAAGCGCGCGGCUUUCACAGUUGCUGCCAUGCUGGAUGAAUGGAAGGAUUUAUUAUCACCAGACGCGCUGCUGACCACAACUUACCAGGACCUCGCUCCGAUGCUCCUGGCGGUGGUCGUUCGCUGGGGUGGCCUGGAGUUCCUGCUGAUAGCAGCAUACAUCCCGGCUCAGGCGGUGAACAGGAGUAGUUUCUACAGAGACAGCCUGGAGCCGUUUCUGCAAUCCCUGCCGGUGUUCCACCACAUUCUGGUGAUGGGUGACCUCAAUGUGGUCAAGGAUCCGGACCUGGAUCGCACCUCACAGGCUGGCUCCUCGGCAGAGAAUCACCGCCUCUUGAGCUGCUGGAGGAAUACGGACCUGCGGGAUGCUUUCAGACAUAUCCACCUGGACAAAAGGGAAUACACCUUCUUUGCAAGAGCAACGAGGUCCAGCUCAAGGAUAGACAGGGCACUAAUCUCACAACCACUGCUGAGCAAGCUGGUAGAGGCGAGGCAUGUGGCGAUUACCAACGGAAUGACUGAUCACUGGAGCGGGAUAGGGGUGGUGCUGGAGUCGGCGGAGGCUGUGAAAAACGGGCCGGGCAUCUGGAGGUUACGGGCAGAUCAUACACAGAAGCAAGGAGUACAGAAAAUCAUCAAAAAAAUCAUCGAGGAAUCAGCAGGAGCAUCAGUUGACGAGCUGCUGGAGAGACUAACCACAUGCUUGAAGGCAUACUCGAGGGAAGAAAGGAAACGAGAGAAGGCCACGCAACUCCAUCUCAUCAGGGAGGUGGAACGGUUAAGGUUGCGUGUGUCCAGAUACCCGCACUGCCAACGAACGGGGAGGACUCUACUUCGGAAAGAGGAGCUGCUGGAGGCAUAUGAGAGGAGCCAUAAAGAACAGUUGCAGUUAUGGGCAGGCAUCGAAGCGGAGAUGGACGGGGAGGUGGCGUCGGGCACUCUAUCGGCGCAAAUCAAGACUCGCAAGGCAAAAACAACAAUUCGGGAGGUAGCGCGGAACGGGAGCCUGUUCUCGGGGGUGAAGGAGGUUCUCUCGGCGGCGACAUCUCACUUUCGUGAUGCCUUUGGGUGUGUCAGCAGCAGCGCGGUACCUGCCACGGAAGAUCAUCCCAUGCAACAGCGAUUGGGGGAAGCAAGUAGAAGAGCGCUGAGUGCACCCUGGACGGAGGACGAGGUUCGGAAAGCAAUACGGGAACUUGCCCCAAGGAAAUCACCGGGCGCUGACGGGCUGCCUAAAGAGCUCUUCGAUUACAACUGGGGGCUGCUGGGACCAGUGCUGAUGGACCUGGUGAGGAGUUUCACGGGCGGAGAGGCGUUGCCGCACACGGUCUCAACAGCUGUGACCAUCCUGCUGCAUAAGAAGGGGGAUAAAGGCGACCUGGGGAACUAUCGGCCAAUAACGCUCCUUAGUACGGUUUACAAAAUCAUAGCAAAGGUGAUGGCGAGCCGGCUCAAGGUGGUGUUGCACGAGGUCAUCUCGGAGGACCAAUACGGGUUCCUACCUGGUAGGCAGCUGGCGGACACGGUGUCGGUGGUCGCGGAUGCUAUAGAAGCAGGAGCGAAUGGGAAAGAGGACUGGUACCUGAUGAUGAUUGAUUUUCAAAAGGCUUUUGACUCAAUCUCGCGGGACUACCUCUUUGGCACGUUGCGGAAGCUGGGUUUGCCAGAGGUUUUCGUAUCCUGGACAGAGGGGCUGCACAAAGACGCGGGGACGUGCCUGCACAUCAAUGGCUGGACAGGAGACAGGGUGGCGGUGGAGAAGGGAGUGCGCCAAGGCUGCCCGCUGGCGCCGUACCUCUUCCUCUGUGCAGUAGAGCCGCUGUGCCAAGAGUUUAAUCGGAAAAAGCUGGGAAUCGGGAAGCGAGGUGUGGGCACGCUAGCAUACCUGGGUUACGCUGAUGAUACAUCACUGUUACUGCGCGGAGCAGAGCAGCUCAAAGCAACGGCGGAUGUUCUGACAGUCUUCGGAAGAGAGUCAGGGCUGGUGGUGAACGAGGGGAAAACGGUAGUCUUCCCGCUGGGGAAAAACCGUGGGAAGCCGCCACCGCACAACCUGCGUUACAAAUGGGCGGACAAGGAGGAGCCGGAGCGACUGUUGGGGAUCUGGAUCACGCCGAAUGGUGACCCAACUCCAUCCUGGAACAAAGCAUUGGGCAGGGCGAAGGGAGAGUUAGCAAAGUGGGAGAUGCAACACCCGACGACAUCGGUGAGAGUGACGAUAAUCAACAGCUACAUCACUCCGAUUUUUCUUUUCCAGGCACAAAUAUACCUGCCGCCGGAGGCCAUCUGGAAGAAGAUUCGCAAGAUCUGCCACACCUUCGUCUCGAAGGGAGAAGCAGCGGAGGAGAAACGCUUCAUCCUCUGGAACUAUCAACUGGUCUGCACACCGCGGAAGGGCGGGGGGCUGGGUCUGAUUUGCCUCGAGCAGAGGGUCAACAGCAUCUCCAUUCGGAACGUCUGCCGUCUGAUGCUGCGGCCGAGCUCCGUCAAGAAGUGGCUGGCGGAGAGGGCGGCGGAGAUGCCCCCGGGGCUGGACACAAUCUUCGCGCACAAAUCGCUGCUAGACCACUGGGAAAAGGGGAGCGCACGCUGGAAGGAGUUAAUCGUGAAAUUUUGGGAUUCACCGCUGUACAAGACACGUGUCCCGACGAACCGUUGGGAGGUAGAGCAGGAGCACCUGGCUUUCAACCCGAACAUCCCUUACAGAGGCGCAAGUCCUUUCGGGAACCAGAAAGGAACGGAGGCGCUGCUGGGCUUACGUAUGGGGGACCUGAUCGUCAAAUCACGGGAUGGAACAUGCGAACUCAAAAAGCUGGAGGCACUGGCAAGAGAGCUGGGGAACAAGGAGAAGGCGAAAUGGGCGUUGAGGGCUUUUCAAGCUGCGCCCCCGGGCUGGAGGGAUAUAAUACUCACAAAGCUGACGAGCGAAGAGGUGGUGGCCACGGUGAAGCUACUGCGUUCGCACAACGCCGGGACUGAGAACUUCACUUACUGGAAGGUCGAGGGAGCAAAGGAUGAUAAGGUGGUGGGAAUCCUGUGCGACGUGGGAAGCGGUGGAUAUUUCACGCCCUACGUAGGCAACCUCACGGUGGACUUUGGGCUACGCAGCGGGGUGCCGAUGUACACGGAGGGCCAUAAUUUUCUGGGGCCCAUGGGUGACGUACGAACGAAGCUGCUGCUCUCGCAAGCAUGUGAAGGGGGAGAAUUAAUCUCGCUGCGACGGAUAAGGAUGGUGCUGGCGAGCGCAGCUGUACCACAUGAGGAUCAGAGGAGGGGAAGAAACCCCGGACCACUGCCUUCUCAGGUGCCCUGCAGUACAGGGGGUGAUGGACGUACUCAGACGAGGGUUGGAGGUGAUGCACCCGAACCUAGCGUGGCUGGAUCUUGA